AAAAUAAAUUAUCAGGAGACUUCAUUCAAAAUCAUUUUGGCAGUUAAAAGGUUUUAGUACAAAGAUCAUCACGAGUUGGUAGCACAAUCACAUUAAAAAUAUUCAAAGAGUUAAUUAAACAUUGAAAUAAUGUCAGAAUCAAUCAAAUUUGGUCCAGAAUGGCUUCGUAAUAGCUUAAGCACAUCACCUCCAAAGCAGGAAGAGAUAAUUUGCCGUCCAAUCAUGUCUGAAAAUCGAUAUAGCAGAGAAGAGAUGUUGGGAUUGCUUGAUGAACGAAAUUCUAGGAAAUUACCUGAAUUUAUUGUUAAUGGAUCAAGACGUUUACAUACUAAUCACUAUAGUUCACCAAUGGUGUUAACAUCAAGUGAUGACGAGAAACCAGUAAGCAGUGGACAUAGCAGAACUUUCCUUAAUUCUAAUAUUAAACAUGGAUCUUCUAAUAAUAAUAGUAGUAAUUGGCGUAAAGGUGCUAAGGAACCGGAACAAGAGAAUUGGAGGAAUCAAGAUCAUAAGAAAGAAGCACACUACAAUCCAACAUCCAGUAGAAACGGUGAGAGAUCAAAGCCAAAUUGGCGUGAUAAGGGACAUAAUGAUGAACAGGCAUCACAUUAUCCUUAUUCUCCAGCCAAAGACUAUGAAUUUAAGCCACAAGAAAAGGAUGAAAUUUCACCAACAAAAACGAUACCAAAUAAACCACAAAUUACACCAAAACGAGCUGAAACUGUUGAGGAGAAACAGAACCAGUAUGUCUUGAAUAUCGUUUCCGACACAACUACAAAGAAUCUAUUUGAAAAUAGCAUGAAAAGUAAUGAAAUAAAGAAAAUUGAAAAACCCAACAUCCAGUCAAGUUCAAGCAGUACCAAUCCCUGCGAAUUGAACUUUAAGAAGCUUGAAAAUGACAUUCUAAUGGGUUUACAGGAACUAACUGUAGAUGAUGAAGAAAUAAUUGAGAAAUCCAAUGACAAUAAUAAGCAACAAAAUAACAAUUUAAUAUCUUGGUUUUAUGUUGAUCCAAUUGGAAAGAUCCAAGGUCCUUUUAACGCAGACGAAAUGUCAUUGUGGUAUAAUCAUGGAUUCUUCUACGACACACUUAUGCUUCGUAGAUCUAUCGAUAACAAUUUCAUCUCACUUCAUCAUUUAAUUCAAGCUUUUGGGUCUGCACAGCCAUUUGUUAUAGCAUCAACGGGAUUUCCAAUUCCAAAAGUUGAUCAUGUUGACAAUUUGCCUUAUAAGCAGCCUCAAAAAAUGCCACAAAUUAUGAAUCCACAAAAUCAAUUUGAUGCUGCAAUGUUUAGAGGACAAAAUUUAAUGCAACAAUUUCAAGAUCAAGGACAAUAUCAAAACAAUAUCCAGCAGUUCCAACAAAAUAUCCCGCCAAAUUUUCAAUAUCUUCAAAAUCGACCUCCACAACCAAAUAUCCCACAAGUUGAUCCACGACUAAUGACCAUUAAUAAUGGAAAUCCUUACAUUCAGGCUGCUGCUUUUAAUGCUUUAAAUAAUAAUCCAAACAGAAUCCCACAACAAAUUCCACCGCAAAUGAUGAAUCAAAUUCAACACCAGAUGAAGACUCCAUAUCAAGGUCCAAUUGCAAAUCAAUAUUCACAAUCAAUGAUCCAUCAAAUGCCGUCAAUUCUACCAACAAAUCCCAUACAAAAGCUGCUUUUUGAACUACAAAAGCAAAAGGAAAUGGAACAGCAACGUGCUAUAUUUAUGCAGCAUAGUCAAAAUGUGGCAGUUCAGUCAAUGAACGAACAGAUUAUGCAGCAGCAACAGAAUAAAAUUGAAAAUAGUCGUCAAAAUAAGAUCCAGCAAGCUUAUUACAACAAUAUGCAGAACAAGUAUGAGCAAAAUGGCGCUAAUACAUCUUUAAAUGGCACCAAUGCAGCUGUAAACAGCAAUAAUCAAGCCGUGCAACAAAAUAAUAUUCAGCACAUCAACAAUAAUGUUCAACAUAAUAAUAAUAACAAUUUCCAGCAUAAUCAAGUCAUUGAGCCUACACAAGAGCCUAAAUCUUACGAUAUUGGCGAUGAAGGCGAAUUCCGAGUCGUUGGAAGCUUGAGAAGAAAAAAGUUUCAAAAAGAAAAGUGCGAUAAAGCUAAGGAAAAUGGUCCGCAAUCAUCUCGAUCAGCUACAAGGCUUCCAGAAGGGAAAAUAACGGUCAUUAAGAAUGAUUUAAGGGUACUAAAUACAGAUGUUAAGGAAGUCAAGAGUAAUAAUGACAUCAGUCAAAUAAUAAUUAAUCAAUUAAAUAAAGUCGAAGAGAAAUCAAAGUUGCCUACCAUGCCAGCUCCAUGGAUUGAUAAAGUUUUAGUCAAUAAGAAAGAAAGUGAGAAUUUAAAGCGGAUCCAAAUUGAGGAAGAAGAAAUUCGUCAAAUUGAAAUGCAAAUUAAGCGUGAAAAGGAAUUAGAAAAAGCUAAAAAGGAACAAGAAUUAAAGCAGAGAGUCGCUCAAUUGUCAUGGAAUAUUGUAGUAACUGAAAAACCUGAAGAGAAUACAAAGGAUGCUCCAUCGACUAGCUCAAUAAAUAAUACUCGUCAGUCAUUGACAGCUGAAGUUAAGCCUAAGCCAUUAGAAAGCAGCAGCAGCAGCACACAGCAGGAUGUUGAACAUGAGUUUAAGAAUUGGUGUUUGGACAUGCUUAGCAAGAUGGUUACAUCAAUUGACAUUCCUGUCUUCGUGAGCUUCUUAAUCGAUUUGGAAAGUCCAUUUGAGAUUGAAGAUUAUGUCAAGAUGUAUUUGGGCGACACAAUUGAAUGUCAUUUGUUUACACGAAAGUUUUUGGAACGUCGUAGCUUGUAUCGUAAAGCAACAAAGAAAGUGGAAGUUGAUGAUGAUCUUUGUGCACCACCGAAAGCAAUAAAUCCAGGAACGCAUAAUGAAGAGCCAUUUAGAACUCAAUAUAAGAAGAAAUUAGAUAAGAAGACUAGAAAGGGAAUGAAAGUUGCGGAUGCAAAUAUUUUGGGAUUUAAAACAACAGCAGCAUCUAAUCGCAUUGUUGGUGAAUUACAUGAAGAUGAAUAUUAAGAUUUUGAGUGAAGUUUUUUUUUAUAUCUAGUUGAAACUAAGUUGAAUUAUUAAUUUUUAUAGCCACACAUUUAUGAUGAUAUUUUUUGAUAAGGAAUUUUGCCAAAUAAAAUAGAAAGAAAUUUUGAAAGAGA
Messenger RNA from Chironomus riparius, 3158 nucleotides. The record is from the annotation of a GenBank genome assembly. Lineage: Eukaryota; Metazoa; Arthropoda; Insecta; Diptera; Chironomidae.